CUCUCUCGUGCGGCAACUGGGCUAUUGGCGACCGCCAACGCCGACGAUUACAUUUACACCAAGUGCCCAAGCCGUCUUCGACUACACCAGGUGCCAAGUUUUCUUCGCGUCCUUCACCCGCGACGAGCACCCACCAGGCAUAGAGAGAGAUGGCAAGUCUAACCGGCCUCACCGCGAACCCUAAUCCGAACAAGUCAUUCGAGAUACUGCCGAACCCAGGUGACUCUGUCUCCAGCCUCAGCUUUAGUCCCAAGAGUAAUCUGCUUGUGGCAACCUCCUGGGAUAACCAGGUGAGGUGCUGGGAGAUUGUUGGUGGUAACAGUCAGCCAAAGGCGUCCAUUUCUCAUGAUCAGCCGGUUCUCUGCUCGGCUUGGAAGGAUGAUGGAACUACUGUCUUCUCUGGAGGCUGUGACAAGCAGGUCAAAAUGUGGCCUCUUCUGUCAGGUGGGCAGCCUCAGACGGUUGCUAUGCAUGAUGCCCCUGUCAAGGAGGUCGCCUGGAUUCCUCAGAUGAAUCUUCUUGUAUCCGGAAGCUGGGAUAAGACUUUAAGGUACUGGGAUACAAGGCAAUCAAAUCCUGUGCAUAUUCAGCAACUUCCUGAACGUUGCUAUGCUCUUACUGUGAAUUAUCCCCUUAUGAUUGUUGGAACUGCUGACCGUCAUCUUGUUGUCUUCAAUUUGCAGAAUCCUCAGACGGAGUUCAAGCGAAUCCAAUCACCACUAAAAUACCAGACACGGUGCCUUGCUGCAUUCCCUGAUCAACAAGGGUUUUUGGUUGGUUCAAUAGAAGGAAGAGUUGGCGUUCAUCAUAUCGAUGACGCACAGCAAAGCAAAAACUUCACAUUCAAAUGCCACAGGGAAGGAAAUGAUAUAUUCUCUGUCAAUUCACUCAACUUCCACCCUGUCCAUCACACAUUUGCAACUGCUGGAUCUGACGGUGCUUUCAACUUCUGGGAUAAGGAUAGCAAGCAGAGGCUAAAGGCUUUUAGUAGAUGCCCCCUUCCCAUUCCUUGCAGUACCUUCAACAGUGAUGGUUCCAUAUUUGCUUAUGCGGUUUGCUAUGACUGGAGCCGUGGGGCCGAAAAUCACAACCCUGCAGCUGCAAAGACAUCCAUCUAUCUCCACAGUCCACAGGAAACCGAGGUCAAAGGAAAGCCGCGCAUUGCAACAGGCAGGAAGUGAUUGCAUUGAAGGUGUUGCAAGGAACCAUGAUGUCAUCCAGCAGUUUUGUCAUGCCUCCCUCCUGUCUUGGAAGUCUGGUAGAGUGUAAAUUUCAGCUAACUUAUGCGCCGAUUAUAGGGUUUCUGUAGUACCUGGUGUUUGUGGUGUCUUCAAAAUAGAUUCUGUCGACGUUCUGUGAUGAUCUCCUUACUGCUUAUUUCUGGCAGUAAAAUCAGUGUAUCUUAAAAAGGUUGUGAUGUA
Zea mays is the source of this 1421-nucleotide messenger RNA. Its product is annotated as rae1-like protein. The record is from RefSeq and is marked validated. Gene Ontology annotation, molecular function: protein binding. NCBI's taxonomy places the organism in Eukaryota, Viridiplantae, Streptophyta, Magnoliopsida, Poales, Poaceae.